Molecule: messenger RNA, 2553 nt
Organism: Naegleria gruberi
Lineage: Eukaryota; Heterolobosea; Eutetramitea; Acrasida; Naegleriidae
Exons: 1
Coding region: 1-2553 (850 amino acids)
Biological process (GO): protein phosphorylation; regulation of cytokinesis; mitotic cell cycle
Cellular component (GO): centrosome; cytoplasm; spindle pole
Molecular function (GO): ATP binding; protein kinase activity
Source: RefSeq, a predicted model, not a curated record
AUGAGGAUACAAAAUAUUCAAGACAAUCUAAUUAGAUUUGAAGGUGAAGUGAUUUCGGGAAAGGAAUUGUUUAAUAAAAUCACCUGGAAUAUUGCGGAACAAUGUAAAUUUACGAUCAAUGAUUUACAAUUAAAAGGAGUUGAAAUUUUGAAAGCUUCUUAUCACUGUAGAGUGUUUAAAUGUGUUGGAAUACAAGAUGAUGAAGAAUAUGUUGUAAAAUUUAUCAAAAAGGAACGUAAAAGAUGUUAUGAGGAUGAUGGAAUAGAAGAAGGAGAUGAUUUUGAUUCGUACGAUUAUCAUAUGGGAGAAAUUGAAUUGGGAGAAACGAUUGGAAAUCUUUUGGAUUCAAGUGUAUUGACUUUUGAAUGUUCAGUGCCUUUGGAUGAUCAAGUCUUUAUAUUAGUUUCAAAAUAUAGAGGAAUUACAUUAGCAGAAUAUCGUCAUUCCGAAAGGAAAUUAAUGUUAUGUGAAGUGUUACAGAUACUGAUUCGACUUGUUAAUGCUUUAAAAUUGAUUCAUGACAAGCAAAUAAUCCACCACGAUAUCAAACCAGCUAAUAUUUUCAUUACAGAGAUUGCUGUGAGUGAUUAUUCCCUUCCUGCUCUUUCGGUUGUUUUGGGCGAUUUUGGAGCUGCUUCAAUACACAAGACGAAUGAAGAAUUAGAUGAAGACGAAGAAUUUAAUGAGUGCCAACGAGGAACGACAGGAUACUUUCCACCAGAAAAUUACUCUUGUCUAGAAGGAGAUAUUUGGAGUUUGGGACGAUCAUUUCUUUUAUUGCUAUUCCCGAAAAAUAGUUUGAAUUCUUCUGAAAUGGAAUCUGAUUAUUUGGAUGAAAUAACAGACACGAUUCAAGAAAUGUCCAUUUACGAAAAUUCCACCAUUCGAAAGUUAAUAGAAAUGGGAGAUUUGGAAGAGGAUUUAAACGGAUGGAAAAAAUUCUUUCUAAUUCUCAAAGAAAUGUUAAAUAUAGAUCCAAAUCAAAGGCCAUCAUGUUCUCAAAUACUAACAACAAUAUUUCCACAUGCAUCCAAUAUUUUACAAGGAUUGGUUUCAUUAGCGAAUCAAUUUGAGUUUCUAGAUCAUUCCUUCUCCAAGAAUUAUAAUAUUCAACUAUUGGCUGCUGUAUCAGGCGUUAGUUAUGAAUUAUUAGACAAAUCAAAUAGAGAUGUAACUGUUCAAAGCCUCAAAUACAGUGCCACAUAUGAUAAUGCCAUUGGCUAUUUGAAAAAUGGCCCUUUCAAUUCAGAUAGAGAAAUAGUUUUGAGAGCUGUUAAAUUGAAUGAAAAGGGUAUUUUACAUGUGGACGAAUCAUUGAAAAGUGAUAGAGAGUUUAUUCUACAAGCUGUUUCACAAAAAACGUCGUCUUUUCAAUAUUUGGAUGAUGCUUGGAUGCGAGAUAGAGAAAUUUCUUUGAUUGCUGUUAGAGAGCAUGGUGCUUUUUUCAAGUUAUUAGAUGAAUCAUUGAAGAAAGAUAGAGAAAUUGUAUUGGCUGCUACUAAUAGGGAUACUAAUGCCUUCGAAUAUAUUGAUGAUUCUUUCAAAAGUGACAGAGAAUUUAUGGUGAAUGCAAUUAAGAAACAUGGUAUUGCUUUGGGAUUCGUUAGUAAGGAGCUGAUUGAUAGAGAGUUGGUUCUCCUCGCCGUUCAACAAAAUGGUUAUGCACUAGGUAGUGUAGAUAGUGCAUUCAAAUUUAAUGAAGAUAGAGAAAUUGUGAUGAAAGCAGUUCAGCAAAGUGGAGACGCCUUGAGAUAUGCUGCUCCAUUAUUAAGGAAAGAUAGAGAAAUUGUAAAAAUUGCUAUCUGUCAAGAUGGAAAAGCCAUUUACCAUGUUGAUGAAUCAUUGAGGAACGAUGAAGAAAUCAAAGAGUUGGCUGAAAAUUCAAGAAGGAAUUUGAAAGUUUCAACAAAGUUUAAGGAUACCAAUUAUUGUGAAAAACCUUUCACGCUUGUGAAUACUCCUAUCAGUGCCAAUAAGAAGGACAGACAUAUUGUUCUUCUUGCAGUCGAACAAAACGGACUAUCUUUGGAAUUUUCUGAUGAUAUUUUCAAAAGAGAUAGAGAAAUUGUAAUGAAAGCAGUUCAGAAAAAUGGUCUUGCACUUGAAUUUGCAGACGAAACGUUAAAGAAGGACAGAGAAAUUGUUUUAACUGCCAUCAACGAAAAUGAAAAAGCAUUUGAAUAUGCAGACGAGUCAUUAAAGUGUGAUAGAGACUUUAUUCUUCAGGCAGUUGAGUUAUGUGGAUGGGUGUUUCACUUUCUGGACAAAUCCUUCAUUACAGAUAGAGACAUUGUAAAGAAGGCUCUUUUAAACAAGGAUAUCGUGUGGAUGUUCGAGUUGGCUCUACCGGAAUCAAUGAAAAACGAUAGAGAUAUUGUAAUGUUUGCUGUUUCAGUCAACGGAUUCGUAUUGGAAUAUGUAAACGAAUCUUUUAAAAAAGAUAGAGAAAUAGUAUUACUGGCGGUAAAAGAAAAUGGAAAUGCAUUAGAAUUUGCAGAUGAAUCAUUGCAAACCGAUUUGGAAAUUGUUUCAGCUUGCAGACACCUUAAAUAA